CGCUGUACUUCAUGUCAAUCACUACGCCAACUUAAGUAGCUUUAACUAAAAUGGAAAAAUAUGAAAAACUGGCUAAGAUUGGAGAAGGGUCUUAUGGGGUUGUAUUCAAGUGCAGAAACAAGUCAUCUGGACAAGUGGUAGCAAUAAAAAAAUUCGUGGAAUCCGAAGAUGAUCCUGUUGUUAAGAAAAUAGCAUUGAGAGAAAUACGCAUGCUGAAGCAAUUGAAACACCCAAACCUUGUGAACCUCAUCGAGGUGUUCAGAAGAAAGAGAAAGAUGCAUUUAGUUUUCGAGUACUGUGAUCACACACUGUUACAUGAGCUGGAGAGAAACCCGAACGGUGUUCCUGAUGGAGUUAUCAAAAGCGUGCUGUGGCAAACCCUCCAAGCCCUUAACUUUUGCCACAAACAUAAUUGUAUUCAUCGGGAUGUAAAACCCGAAAACAUCCUAAUAACCAAGCAAGGAAUGAUCAAGAUUUGUGACUUUGGAUUCGCACGGAUUCUGAUUCCAGGAGAUGCCUACACAGACUACGUUGCCACCAGGUGGUACCGAGCCCCGGAACUUCUGGUGGGAGACACUAAGUAUGGUUCCUCUGUGGACAUGUGGGCUGUCGGCUGUGUUUUUGCAGAGCUCCUGACAGGUCAGCCACUCUGGCCAGGAAAAUCAGAUGUGGACCAACUUUAUUUGAUCAUCAGGACACUGGGGAAACUCAUCCCAAGACAUCAGUCUAUCUUUAAGAGUAACCAGUUUUUCCGUGGCAUCAGCAUACCUGAACCAGAAGACAUGGAGACUCUUGAAGAAAAAUUCUCAAAUGUUCAGCCUGUGGCUUUAAGUUUCAUGAAGGGGUGUCUGAAGAUGAACCCAGAUGACAGACUGACCUGUGCCCAACUGCUGGACAGUGACUACUUCGAUUCUUUUCAAGAGGAUCACAUGAAAAGAAAAGCCCGCAGUGAGGGAAGAAGCAGGAGGCGUCAGCAGAAUCAACUGUUGCCUCUUAUACCUGGAAGCUGCAUCUCCCCCACACCUGAUGGAAGAAAACAAGUCCUCCAGUUAAAAUUCGAUCACCUCCCUAACAUUUAGGGGACCUGCUCUUCUCAGUGCACUGGCUUAAUAUGUAGAUACUUUUGAAUAUACAUAACCCAUUCCCUAACCCUAGCAUAACCUAGCCCUAACCCUAAUCCUAACCCUAACCCUAAGCUAACCCUAAUUAUAUCCCCAACCUAACCCUAAACCCUAACAUUAACCAUAACCACAACCCUAUCUUUCACCUAAUACUAACCGUAACCCUAAGCAAUGAACCAAACCUUAACCGCAGUCAUAACCCUAACACUAUCCAUAACCCUAACUCAGCCACUAUCCUUAAACUUAACCCUAACACUAACCCUAAACCCUACCCUAACACUAAACCCUACCCUAACCCUAAACCCUAACCCUAAACCUAACCAUAACCAUAACCACAACUCUAACACUAUCCAUAACCCUAACUCGGCCAAUAUCUCUAAUGCUAACCCUAACCCUAAACUCUAACCCUACCCCUAACCUAACCCUAAAUUUAACCCUAACCCUAACCCUAAAACUAAGCCUAACUUUAAUGCUAACCCUGACCCUAAACUUAACCCUAACCAUAGCCAUAACCCUAACAAUAACACUAACCCUAAAUUUAACCUUAACCCUAAUCCUAACCCUAUCCAUAACCUUAACUUGGGCAUUUUCCCUAACCUAAACCUAACCCUAACCUUAAUACUGACCUCAACCAUAACCCUAGUGUAUCCCUAAACCUAACCCUAAGGCUAACCCUAACCUAACCAUAACACUUACCCUAACCC
Messenger RNA from Cricetulus griseus (Chinese hamster), 1825 nucleotides. The record is from RefSeq and is a predicted model, not a curated record. NCBI's taxonomy places the organism in Eukaryota, Metazoa, Chordata, Mammalia, Rodentia, Cricetidae.